This is a messenger RNA of Symbiodinium pilosum, 882 nucleotides long. The record is from the annotation of a GenBank genome assembly. Lineage: Eukaryota; Dinophyceae; Suessiales; Symbiodiniaceae.
AUGCUUCAUCGAGUCAUUUGGGUGAAGCAUGGAUUGUUUCUCUUUAUGGAUGAUGGGCUGGAGUUCUUGCCCACUGUUGCGGGGCCACUCCUGGCGCUUUAUUCUCUAAUGUUUGUAUGCGGUGUUGGUGUGCCUUUGAGCUGGGGCAAGCUGCGCAUUGGUCAGUGCCUGGUUUGGAUUGGUUGGAAGUUCCACGCGGAUACCUGCCAAGCUAGUUUGCCAGCAGACAAGGUGGAAAAGGCUCUUGAGGCCCUGCGUCCUUUGCUUCACAAGGGCAGCAAGGUGCAACGCCGCGGCAGGCGGCUACUUUGUUUUACAACGCCAUCUCUGUGUACAUUUAUUCCGCUCCAAUUUGCUCCUCAUUCAUCGGGCUUAGCUGCAGCCGAUGCUUGGGCAGAUGCGGAGCAUGCUGGCCUGGGAGGAUGGUGGUUGCCGUAUGGCGCUCCAGUGGACGCGGCGGAGAUUUGUUGGUUCAGCGUUCAGCUGACCAGGAAGUCACUGCCUUCCUGGUUUCGCGCGGAUGGCAAUUCUUCGCUUCAAGCCUGUGUUGCGGCCUUGGAAGCGCUUGCGCAGUUGAUUCUUCUUGCGCUGCGUCGUAGGCAGGCUCAAUUGGUGUAUUCUACAGUCACGGUGCAGUUUCGUCAGCUCUGUGACAAUGCUGGGGUUACUGCUGCCUCGGUAAAGUCCAUGAGUCAAAAGGAGCCUUUGUCUUUUGUUCUUCAGGCGCUGGGAUAUUAUUGCUGCAGGUGGAAUCUUACACUUCAUUGCUCGCAUGUUGCUGGUGAGCGAAAUGUCUGGGCGGAUCGCCUCAGCCGGGACGAGAUACCAGUUGGUGUGGAUCUGCGCAAGCGUUGCUUCGUGGACAUUAUGGAAAUACUGUAA